This is a messenger RNA of Nematostella vectensis (starlet sea anemone), 2328 nucleotides long. Its product is annotated as gamma-aminobutyric acid receptor subunit beta-2. Lineage: Eukaryota; Metazoa; Cnidaria; Anthozoa; Actiniaria; Edwardsiidae. Gene Ontology annotation, cellular component: membrane; neuron projection; synapse. The record is from RefSeq and is a predicted model, not a curated record. The transcript is spliced from 9 exons. The coding region runs from base 199 to 1443 and encodes 414 amino acids. Gene Ontology annotation, biological process: monoatomic ion transmembrane transport; nervous system process; chemical synaptic transmission. Gene Ontology annotation, molecular function: transmembrane signaling receptor activity; extracellular ligand-gated monoatomic ion channel activity; neurotransmitter receptor activity.
UAGGUAAACUCCUUCUGAUGACCCUGUGGAUAACACCUCAGGCUAAUUCUCGAAUUCUCUAAAAUGCGCUAGUCACGUGACGUGUUGUAAUAGACUAGGGUAUAAAUCUCGUUUCUGUUAUCGCUAUUUGAUCUGAAGUUAGUGUACAUAGCAGAGGUUGUUUUGAAUCGCUUCAGUUCUUAGCCUAGAAUACAGGAAAUGAGAUUAUCUAUCAUAUUACUAGGGUGUCUUAUCCAACACCGCAUUUACGAUUCCCAGGCAAGAAAGAAGACCGUCACAGACGUCCUAAACGACCUUUUUUCAGGUUAUGACAGACGAGUUCGCCCUCACUACGAAGAUGGUCACCCUGUUGUGGUAACUGUUGGAUUUACUCUGCUCUCCAUUGACACCAUUAAUGUCAUUGACAUGGACUUCUCUAUGGACAUGUUUUUGAGACAAGAAUGGUACGACCAAAGACUGGACCACAAAACAAACGAAACCGUUUUUCUUAGUAAUCACGUGAUGGACAAAAUCUGGCUUCCCGACUCCUACUUCGUGAACGCCAAGGACGCAAAGUUCCACACAGUGACGACAGAUAACAAGAUGAUCAUGCUGUCCCCUGGAGGAAGGGUGCAGUACAACGCAAGGGUUUCUGUCAGGCUGUACUGCGACAUGGAGUUAAGAGAUUUUCCCAUGGAUACUCAGUACUGCCCAGUUGUAUUUGAAAGCUAUGGGUACAGCGACCGCCACAUCACUUUCGUGUGGGAGUUAGGAAUGAAUACAAUCCCAGAAAGACUAAAGAUUUUACCGCAGUACAACCUCAAAGAGGUCGCCUUAUCAACCACUUACAACGUAUAUGUUGUCGGCAACUGGUCCGGAGUAAAAGCGACGUUUGCGUUUGAGCGGACCUACAGCUACUUUAUUUACCAUGUGUACGCGCCAUCCGCCAUUAUCGUCGUCAUAUCCUGGAUAGGAUUCGUCCUACCGCGUGACAAACCGCCAGCUCGCAUCACGCUAGGCGUCACGUCAGUUCUUACUAUUGUCACGGUGCUUAACAUGCUCAGCAACACUGUUGCUAAGGUGAACUACGUGAAGCGGAUAGACGAAUACCUGAUAGGGUGUUUUCUCUUUGUGUUCUGUUCUCUGAUUGAGUAUUCAUUUGUCCUUCUUCUGGCUUACCGGAUGAAAAAGUACCAACGACAUUCCGGAAAGAAAGACAAGAAACUCUUAGAAACAAAGGAAAAAGAAAACGGCUUGCUGCUCGAAGCAGAUCUCGGUCUUCCCUCCAAAGAACUGGCCUCGUACCGCAAGGGAAACGUGAGCAUCAUUCGUGGUAGCAUUCGCUCCUUUGUGUACACCGAAAGAUUUAUCCUUGCCAUGGACGAGUACUCGCUGGUGGUUUUCCCCCUUGGUUUCCUCAUAUUCAACGUUACCUACUGGGGGAAUACACUAAAGGUCUUCUAAAACUCUUCUAUGAGUAGUUUACAUUAGUGGCUACGGGAAAACAUCCAGGUAGAGCAGUGCCAUUUGAUAACACACAUGCGCGUAGCCAGGGUUUGCUAGGGGGGUUAUUGAUUAAGGGGACAUAGGUAUAAUAUGGAAAAGUUAGGUAUUUGAGGAUUCUUCAAUAUUUAAAGAAUUAAAGACCGCUCAGGGGGUGCGCGCGCGUAAGACCAUUGGAUGACACAUGUGGAGCAAACUCACCCCCAGUCCCCCAGUAGUAAGGGGGCACUUUGGAUUCUAUCUACAGUACACUUCAAGCGCGUACGCAGGAUUGGGGAAGGGGAGGGGUGGAUGCGCAGUCUAAGGUAUCAUAUGGAAAAAGGAUGAAAUUUGACGAUCUGUCAAUAGGGAAUGAUAGCGCACGCACAUGCGUGCGCACAUGCAUUUAUGUCUCUUCGGCUGUCACAAGACAGUUGUGUCUGUAAAAGGGAUAGAGCCAAAGGAAAUUUAAUUGUUCCUUUUAGACUUAAAUAUUAUUAUACGAAAUGAAUAAGGCUGUAUUUUUUUCAAGAUAUCAAGUAGCUUUCAUAACAUGUAUCAAAUGUAUAAAGGUAUUUCUACGCAUGUUAUUAAGGCUACUCCUUUUGAUAGAAAAUAGUGUCUGAUUAAAUGCAUGUUUGAUUACGAAAAAGUAGAAUCAAUCUAUCAAGUAGUACAAAAACAGCCAAAUUUUGACCAGCUCAUAAAAACUCUGGAAUGCGUUUGUAUUGGUAGUGUCAAGGGCUGCCAAUGAUAGCAAAGCAUGUCAAUAAUAUUAAAAAAAUUUUCUCGGGGAUAAAAAUAAUCCUCCAACACUAAAGAAAAUGCAAACACAAAACGCAAUAAAUGGAAAAUAAUAUAUACACC